UCAGUUGAAUACUUUGCGUUUAUUGUCCACAUUGUUGAUAAGAAAGUCACGUCGAGAUCAGUAUUUGGUUUGGAUUUGCUGAGGGUUAGUGUGACCGAAAGGGCUCCACGGGACUACAACUUUCAAAUCCUUUCUCGAAACAUUUAGAAUUUUGUGUAUCCAGUUAUCAGAUUAGAAAGAUAUAAAAAAAUCUGAAUCGUGACGGUUGACUCGUAGCUUCGCUUAACAAUGUGAAAAAAUAGUAAAUAUCGUUUCCGCAUGGGUGCUCAGUUUGAAUUAAUCUUUUGAUGACUUAGGAAGCGUUUUGGAGGAAGUCCUUCUUAGUUCUGUGGAGUGAAGAAGUCCUUUCUAGUUUUGUGAAGUUUAAAACACGGGUAUCUGCUAACUUUUCAUAAGUCGAGCUGUGUUUACAUUCAGAUACUUCCAAACGGUCACCCCAUUGCUAAUUAAUAAAUAAGUAGCCAAUGUGUAUCGCAUCUACAAUCUAAACUCAGCAGUUCGUCGGUAAAAGAUUGUGUGAAGGGUGGUGGUGCGCUACUAUAGUGAUAGGAAUAACAAUUGUUGUGAAACGUGAUGAAACCUUAUAGAGGAAUGCCUUUGUUUUUUGCGACUGUGAUAUUAUUGUUCGGCGUGGUAAAUUGCCGACAGGUAUAUAUUCCAGAAUUUACGCCAGUUACUUAUGAUGUUAAUAAAAUUCCCAGCAAUGAUUGGGUCAAAUUGGAUAGCAUACCAGAAGCGGAUUAUCAACAAGCAAUUAAUUUAGGAAUAAGUUCUGUUAACCAAGACAUCUCCUUGGAACAUAAUCUACGAACCAGAGGCAUUUUAGUGGACGAUAGUAAAGAUGAUGAUUACGUUCAAUAUCUGGAAAGCAAACCUAACAAGAGAACGCGGCAAGUAGAUGUGAUCGCCAAAAAAGUGAUCAGAUCGAACAAAUACUUUGUGAACAAACAUUGUUUGCCUGAGAAUAUCGAUCCUGCUAUUUGUGCACAAUUUCUGGCAACUAAGCCUUUGCCGGAAGAUUCCACGGUUCAUAAAGAAUGCCAGGAGGUGGACGAUCGCACUAUAUAUGCCUAUACGAGACUGAUGCCUGCGAGGUACAAGGAUGGAAUUUAUCAGAUGUACGCGGAGCCAAUGUUACCAUUACCCAGAAGACUGACUAAACAUAUAGAUAAUUCGCUUCAAGCUGAUCAUAGCGAUCCUGAAUUCAACUUAUUAGUAAUGCAAUGGGCUCAAUUCAUAGAACAUGAUCUCAGCAAACCAGUUUCUACCACAAUGCACAACGGUGAUCCUAUAGAAUGUUGUACAUCAGAUGAUACAACACUUCUACCAAGGAAUAAACACCCCGCUUGUGCUCCUUUGGAGGGGGACGAAACUCGCGAUGAAUAUACACAUGUAUCUUGUCAAAAUUAUGUGAGAAACGCGAAGACAGUUAAUGGCAAUUGUACAUUUGGUCCAGCAGUAAUGGUGAACCAAGAAAAUGGGAAGCUAGACUUAUCGCAAUUGUAUGGAUUAUCGGCAGAAACUCAAGCUGAAAUGAGAACAUUUCGGGACGGGCAACUUAAAUCCUCUGGCGGUCCUGAGAUAAAAACGACCAUGUUACCUUUGGCAACUGACAUUUCCAAAUAUUGUGUUGGUCCUGAUAACCGUGAAUGCUACAUGGCAGGUGACAGCAGAGUCAACAGCAACCCAUUCAUAACGCAGCUGAAUACAAUAUUUUUAAGGUCACACAACAUUAUAGCGAAGCAACUAAAGAAGCAGAAUCCUAGCUACUCUGACGAGAAAUUGUUUAGAUUGGCCAAAAAAAGAAAUAUUGAAAAAUAUGUUGCGAUCAUUUACCAGUCGUGGUUGCCUACGGUAUUGGGUGAACCUCUAGCAAUAACAACAAGAGGUGUUCGAUCAGUGCACAUAGAGACAACUGUUAGCAGUGAAUUUGGAGUUGCUGCGAUUCGAUUCUAUCAUUCUAUGAUGCCAGAUAGGAUACAAUUAAAUAAGACUUGCAUGUCAGGCUCCCUUGAUCUCAGCAAACACAUGUACAAUUCAGACUUCUGGAAACAGGACUGCAAACUUAGCUCUCUGCUGGAUGGAAUGCUUAAUUCCAAUCCGCAUAAAGUAGAUCUCUACUAUAAACCGAUUGUUUUGAAGAAUUGUCUGAAGUCUAAGGAUAGUGACAAGGGCAUCAAUUGCAUGGCUCUCGAUAUUCAAAGGGGCCGUGAUCACGGUCUGGCAGGCUACACAAAGUAUCUUGAGAAAUGCGCGAAUACGGAAAUUCGUAAUUGGAAAUCUUUAGAGACUUAUAUUGGUACCAAUGAGCUGAACCUCCUUAAAAGCAUGUAUCGUAAUGUGGACGAUAUCGAUUUAAUCAUAGGUGCAAUGUCGGAAAAACAAACGAAUGGAUUGUUGGGAGUGACAUUUAGCUGUAUAAUAGCUGAUCAAUUUUCGAAAAUUUGGCACGAAAUGCCAAACCGAUCAGAUUUCAAUGAGAAUGAGUCCGGGGCCGAGCUUUUAUGUCGGACCACAAAUAUCGAUGCCGUACCAAAGAAUAUUUUUAAAGUCGAUUCAGAAAGGAAUCCGCUAAUCAAUUGUUCAACUUUCGGGAAUUAGGAUUUAUUUCAUCGAUCAAUGCAAACUCAUUUGUAAAUUUGAAUAAAAAUAUUGUGCCAUG
This is a messenger RNA of Hermetia illucens (black soldier fly), 2662 nucleotides long. Its product is annotated as peroxidase. The transcript is spliced from 12 exons. The record is from RefSeq and is a predicted model, not a curated record. Gene Ontology annotation, molecular function: peroxidase activity; heme binding. Lineage: Eukaryota; Metazoa; Arthropoda; Insecta; Diptera; Stratiomyidae. Gene Ontology annotation, biological process: response to oxidative stress. The coding region runs from base 574 to 2601 and encodes 675 amino acids.